Messenger RNA from Scatophagus argus, 2261 nucleotides. It is a transcript of the gene cdkn1a, whose product is annotated as cyclin-dependent kinase inhibitor 1A. Gene Ontology annotation, cellular component: nucleus. Gene Ontology annotation, molecular function: cyclin-dependent protein serine/threonine kinase inhibitor activity. The record is from RefSeq and is a predicted model, not a curated record. NCBI's taxonomy places the organism in Eukaryota, Metazoa, Chordata, Actinopteri, Scatophagidae. The transcript has 3 exons. Gene Ontology annotation, biological process: regulation of mitotic cell cycle; signal transduction by p53 class mediator. Bases 245 to 733 code for a protein of 162 amino acids.
UUAUGCCCAACUUCAUGUCUGUGGGACCACUUGGAGGAGUUAUCAAGGAGGACAAUUUGUUGCUUAAGUUGUGUCUGAUUUAUAAUAUCAGUAAUAAUAAUAUCAGCCUCGAGUAUUUUAUACCACAGAGCUGCUGUGAAAAUAAAACCAACAACAAAGGAGGCAGAUAAACAGAGCAGCUUCAUUCAACGAAUUUGAAAUAAGUUUUUUUUAACUGGACUGGACUGCACUCAAUUGCAGAAAUAUGGCUUCUCGCAAGCGGAUCCUGAGCACCCUGGGAAAUGGCCGCGCUCGACGCAACUUGUUUGGUCCAGUCGACCGAGAGCAGCUGCAGGAGGAGUACAAGGCUGCCCUCCGGAAAGACCUGGAAGAGGCUUCGAAUCGCUGGGGCUUCGACUUCAUCUUGGACAAGCCUCUGGAGAGCAGCGAUUUCCAGUGGGAGGGCAUUCCAGGUGCCAAGGUGCCGCUGCUCUACAGAUCCUGUAUGCUUGGUCUGGAACAGACGGAGAAUCAGAGGGUGGCAGAGUCAGCAGUUAGGCCAAAGGGAGGAAAUCUGGGGCCAUCGCAGCGUGAGAAGGAGAACAUCCCGUGUUCGCCAGAGAGAUGUGCGCACAACCUGGAGAAAACACCAGAGAGAGACAACACAGGACUGAAGAGGAAACAGACAAACAUUACAGAUUUCUAUCAGGCUAAAAGAAGAGUAGUUUGGAUGCCACGCAAAUCCGGCGAGUGAUUCCUCAGUGCUGUUUACUGCAAAGGUGCCAAUAUCCAAAAAGUAACCACACAGACAGUACUACACUCAGGAAUGCUGCGCACUGCUCAGACUCUCAACAGUAACUCAUCAUGGGGCCUCGUACCCAGUGAAUCGUCCGACAACAGAAGGGACUUCAGCUGCACAUCAUUGAUAUCAAGUUAAUUAGGGUACUGUAUUCACUCUGAGGGGUUUGGUGUUUUUCCCAUUGGUAAGAAGGGGACAUUUGAGCAGAGAAGAUUAACGAUAAUCUCUUGAAUCGGUGGAUUUAUACUCGUUUGGAUCAUGUGGAUGCCAAAGUGUUGACUGACGUUUCCUGCUGUACAUUCCAGGAUAGAGAUGAUGGACAAACACGUUACUGUAUACACUUGAAACAGAUGUCAUAUUGGUUAAAGUCGUUCUGUCUCAUAAAACUUACGACAAAAGAUGCAGAAUGAUUGAAAUGUAGUAUGGAUGAAGCCCUUUGGCUCCUUUGUUCUAUCUCCACUAUUGUUUUUCUACAGUGUUAUUUCUUUAUGUCUAUCAUGGGGGCUUUUUUUUUUUUUUUUUUUUUUUUUUUUUUUUUUUUUUUUUUUUUUACAAAAACAUUUAUGAUAUUUUCUAUAUCCAGAUGUACAGCUGUGUUUUCUCUACCAUCAUGUACUCAGAGGAACAUACUUGAAGAGUUCUGAUAUCCUGUACAUGCUGUUGGCUUUGCUUAGAUCGUUAAUGACAGAAGUGCCAUCAUGUCCUCAUCCUUUCCUUCCAUCUACUGUAAUGCCAACUGAUUUUCAAAGUAGAUCUCCUUACACGCCCCAGCCCAGACUCUGACAUGUGUAAAGCACCAGAUAUUGUAGGUUAGGAGUGUAGCACCAUGUCUGUGGAACUCUUAAAAACACAUAUAUUUAGGUUUAUUUAGAAAUAUAUCAAAGAUCUAUCUAUAGAGUUUUAUACAGCACUGUUAAGUAGCAUAAUCAUUAAAAACAUUGCAGUAUUGCACAUACAUUUGAUAGGUGGUGUAUCCAAAACAGCCUGUUUUAAGUUCCUUUAUGGCAUUUGUUGAAGCUCCAUUAAGGACAAUCAGAAGAAAGUGUUCCCAGAAGCAACCAUAUUACGUACUAAGCUUAGUGCUUUUCUUUUUGGACACAUAGUGCAAUUAUAACAAUGUGUUAUUAUCUGCCUCAAAACAAAUAGCAUGUUUGGUUCAAGACACGUAUUUAUGUCUAUGUUGGCAAAUCCUGCUGCUAUGGGUAAUCUGAAUGGGUGUCAAACAAGGUCACCAUAAUGCUAAUCCUUACGAACUCGCAGCUUAGAAUUGUUUGAAUACGAUGCUAAGCAAAUAACAGCAUUACCCCAAACAAGAAAUGCACUUCUGUUAAUAGAUGCUUGUGCACAGGUCCUACAUGUUGUUUUACGUUAAAAGCUACAAAUGAAAAGAUCUAUCCUUAUUUAUUGUGAGAUGCUAUUCCUUGUGUCAAUUUAGUUUUGUUUAAUUAUUAUGAGAAUUCCAAUAAAAUGUACAAAUUAAAUU